CAUUGUGGGCCCAGCCAGCCUCUCUCGUAGCCUCGUUCUCGCAGUCUCGGCUCCGCUCUCCGCGCACGCGCCCCGCGCCCCCUUGCCAUGGCCUCAGGCUCGCCAGUAAAGCGACCCCGCAUGGAGUCGGCGCUCGAGCAGCUGCGGCGCUUCACCACCGUGGUGGCCGACACGGGCGACUUCCGUGCCAUUGAUGAAUAUAAGCCUCAGGAUGCCACCACCAAUCCCUCCCUGAUCCUGGCCGCGGCCCAGAUGCCAGCCUACCAGGACCUAGUAGAAGAUGCCAUCGCAUAUGGAAAAAAACUUGGGGGGUCCCAGGACCAACAGAUCCAGAAUGCCAGUGACAAGCUGUUUGUGUUAUUUGGGGCCGAGAUUCUGAAGAAGAUUCCAGGCCGGGUCUCCACAGAAGUCGAUGCCAGGUUGUCCUUUGACAAGGAAGAAAUGGUCCAAAGGGCCCUUCGCCUCAUCGACCUCUACAAAGAAGCUGGCAUCAGCAAAGAGCGCAUUCUCAUCAAGCUCACCUCCACCUGGGAAGGAAUUCAGGCUGGAAAGAUCCUGGAGGAGCAGCACGGUGUCCACUGCAACAUGACCCUGCUGUUCUCCUUUGCUCAGGCUGUGGCCUGUGCCGAGGCCGGCGUGACCCUCAUCUCCCCGUUUGUUGGGCGCAUCUUGGACUGGCAUGUGGCAAACACAGACAAGAAGUCCUAUGAGCCCCAGGAGGACCCAGGCGUGAAAAGCGUCACCAAAAUCUACAACUACUACAAGAAGUUUGGCUACAAGACGAUUGUGAUGGGUGCGUCCUUCCGCAACGUGGGCGAGAUCAAGGCCCUGACAGGCUGUGACUAUCUCACCAUCUCUCCCAAGCUCCUGGGGGAGCUGCUCAAAGAGAACACCAAGCUCACCCCUGUGCUCAGCAUCCAGGAAGCCCAGGCCAGCAGCCUAGAGAAGGUUCACCUGGAUGAGAAGGCCUUCCGCUGGCACCACAACCAGGACCAGAUGGCCGUGGAGAAGCUGUCCGACGGCAUCCGCAAGUUUGCCGCCGAUGCCGUGAAGCUGGAGAAGAUGCUGCAGGAAAGGAUGUUCGGGGCCGAGAAUGGGAGCUAAGGUGCGGAUGGGUGGACAGAUGGAUGGAUGGACAGACGGCGGGCCGCAAGCUGGGAGUCUGGGCUGAGCUGGCGGAGCUGCCGGUGUCCACGGGACGGAUGCAGCUUUCUGCAAUGAGGCUCAGCUGGUUUGUUCCGGUUUCUGUGUCAGUCUGCCUGAUGCAUUAAAAUGAUUACUUCCCUCUG
Molecule: messenger RNA, 1289 nt
Organism: Trichosurus vulpecula (common brushtail)
Lineage: Eukaryota; Metazoa; Chordata; Mammalia; Diprotodontia; Phalangeridae
Gene: TALDO1
Product: transaldolase 1
Exons: 8
Coding region: 88-1104 (338 amino acids)
Biological process (GO): pentose-phosphate shunt, non-oxidative branch; carbohydrate metabolic process; pentose-phosphate shunt
Cellular component (GO): intracellular anatomical structure; cytoplasm
Molecular function (GO): transaldolase activity
Source: RefSeq, a predicted model, not a curated record